Poecile atricapillus (Black-capped chickadee) is the source of this 1430-nucleotide messenger RNA. RefSeq names its product protein Mis18-alpha-like. Gene Ontology annotation, biological process: chromosome segregation; CENP-A containing chromatin assembly. The coding region runs from base 1 to 795 and encodes 264 amino acids. Gene Ontology annotation, cellular component: nucleus; chromatin; chromosome, centromeric region. The transcript has 7 exons. Lineage: Eukaryota; Metazoa; Chordata; Aves; Passeriformes; Paridae. The record is from RefSeq and is a predicted model, not a curated record.
AUGCAGCCCAUAGUGAAGCAGGCUGUCCUCCUGGAGCACACGGAGCUCUGCAGGAGCUCGAAACGCCCUCGACACGCGGCGGCGCCUCCGGGGCCGGCCCUCGACGGGGCGGGCGGGCCCCAGGAGCAGUUCCGGGGCGGUCCCGUCGUCACUGCCGCUUCCUCGGCGGGCGAUUCGAAGGUGGUGUCGGGGGCCGCUGCCGGUCCCUCGUCAGGCAGGCGGGACACGAUGGAGCUGUGCCCGGAGCUGGAGAACUCGCUGUCGCUGCUGGAGCCGGGCGGCGGCCGGCCCGAGCAGCAGCAGCGAGAGCGGCGGGCGGGCGCGGCCCCCAUGCCCAUGGUGUUCAUGUGCUCCGGCUGCAGGCGGCCCGUGGGCGACACCUCGAGCUGGGUGGUCAAUGACGAGGAGAGCGGCUGCAUCCUGCUGCGUAGUGCGGCCGGCAGCGUCGCCGUGGACCCGGAGCGGAAGGUCUCCAAACUCCCCGGCGAGUGCGGAUGCGUGGUAGAAACCUUGUUCUGCUCUGGCUGCUCGAGGACGCUUGGCAGCAUCUACAGGUGCACCCCAAGGCAUCUCGACUACAAAAGAGAUUUGUUUUGUUUCAGUGUCGACUCUAUUGAAAGCUAUAUUUUAGGAAGCCCAGAGAAGCAAGCUGAUCUUCACGAGGAACCGCUUACUCUUGAAAGUCGAGCUGUCUUGCAAGAGGUGCUGCAAAAGGUAGAUAUGAUACUGAAUGCUCUGGAGACAAGACUGACCACGAUUGAGUCCCGUGUGGCUACUCUGCACAGGCAGGUCUGAGAGGAAAUACAUCUUGAACUGUGGGAGAAAGACGAACGUGAAACUUGGCUCUGUAAUCCUCUGGGAUCUGUGGGAACAUUUCAAAGGCUGUGAGAGAGCUGAAAGCCGUGGGUGGCCUGUCCUGGGGGGAGCAGUGCUGACCGAGGCUGUGUCCCAGCCAAGGAGAUCCUCUUCUGUCCCUGAAGAUGAUACACCAGGGGUUUUCUUCUUAAUAAAGUCUUCUGACCAGUCCUGUAGACUUGUGGUUUAAUAGAAAGGUAACUGAAACAUUUUGUUAUUGACAGACCUGCCAGAGGAGCUUCCAUUACUGCAGUGUCAUUUGUGGGGCAGUUUCUGCUCUAACAAGUUUUUGAAUGCUGCUUAAGAGCAAUAGACCUCAUUCUGGAUGUCUGAAGGUGAGAGAAGAGAUGGUUGCAUCCCGGGAGCCUGAUUUUGGAAUGUUUUAUGGAAUUGGCUGAGUAGCUUUUACUUCUGGGGUUUCUGUAGUCUGUCCAUGGCAGGUCCAGCCUGUGCUUCAACUUGGAGCCCUCAGCCCACAGGGAAACGAACCUUUGGGGAAGUUCUUACAGCUCUGCUUAAUGAUUUAUGAAUUAUGCUGAUUUUCUGGAAGUAGGCUGUCCGUUCCGACCCAUUUU